This is a messenger RNA of Macadamia integrifolia, 2426 nucleotides long. RefSeq names its product agamous-like MADS-box protein AGL65. The transcript is spliced from 11 exons. Gene Ontology annotation, biological process: regulation of transcription by RNA polymerase II. The record is from RefSeq and is a predicted model, not a curated record. Lineage: Eukaryota; Viridiplantae; Streptophyta; Magnoliopsida; Proteales; Proteaceae. Gene Ontology annotation, molecular function: DNA-binding transcription factor activity, RNA polymerase II-specific; RNA polymerase II cis-regulatory region sequence-specific DNA binding; protein dimerization activity. Bases 930 to 1988 code for a protein of 352 amino acids.
CUUUUCACUUUUCAGUUGAGCGUUUUUGGUUGAGAGCGUUCAAUGAUUCUGUGUAGGAAGGUUGAAGAACAGGAAAUCCAUCCGUUUAAAUCUCGUGGUUCUCAAAAUCGAUUCGUAGGCUUUCCUAUGCCAAUCUCUAUUUACCCAUUAUUUAUUUUCUUAAAAUUUAAUUAUUAUUUGUUAAAAAAAAAAAAUUGGUUGGUUGGUCUGGGAAUUUCGGACUCCACCCGAUUGUCCCGCUCGCCUUAAAGACCGAUUUUGCAGCUCGUCCGGUCGUGAGUUGUAAGCUCUACAUCUCUAUAGGCAUUCUUUUAUUUCUUUUAUUUUUUUUUCUUUUUUGUUAUUAUUGCCUGUAAAUUGUGUAUUUUGCUGGAUUCAACGAGUUUGUUUGGGUUCGGUUGCUUUGAGGAUUAUGUAGUUUUUUCAUGCUUUCAUUUGAUUUUUGGUUCUUUCUGUUUGAAUAAGUUUGGAAUUUCUAUUUGGGUAAUGUUGCUUGAUUCUGAUUGUUGGCUGGGACACUGGGUGUUCUUUCCCAUCUGGUUUUGUAAUUUGCAGAUUGGUUUGUAGUGGGUUGUACAUUGUAUGAGGUUCGGCAAUCGAUUUUGAUUGAUUGGGUUCAUUCUUUACCAAUAAUGGAUCUUUUUUAUUUUUCUUUGUUUGGGGGAUAAUAGGGGGCAGCUAGGUGGGGGUGUUGUUUGUAUGUUGAGGUAAUCUUGUUAAAUCUGAUCUGGGUUUAAAUUUCUGUUGAGGGUUUGAUGCAUUUGAUGUCGCUGUGUGUUUCUAAUGGGAAUUCAAGUUGUUGGGAAUGGAAGUUUCUAAUGCAUUCUUCAGGGAACGUAGAAAAGAUGAAGAGAAGGACAAAAUUUUAGCUACUAUCUUGAAGGUUUUGCUACAAGGAAUUAAGGGGUUUGCUGUGAAAAAAGUGUAAGAUGGGGAGGGUAAAGCUAAAGAUAAAGAGAUUGGAAAAUACCAGUGGUCGACAAGUGACCUACUCGAAAAGGAGGGCUGGGAUCUUGAAGAAAGCUAAGGAGCUAUCAAUAUUGUGUGAUAUAGACAUUGCCCUUCUCAUGUUUUCACCAACCGGCAAGGCUACUUUGUGCCUUGGAGAAAGAAGUACCAUUGAAGAUGUCAUAUCGAAGUUUUCCCAACUCACUCCACAGGAAAGGGCAAAAAGGAAGUUGGAGAGCCUUGAAGCACUAAAGAAAACUUUUAAGAAAUUGGAUCAUGACGUAAAUAUUCAAGACUUUCUGGGUACGAGCACCCAAACAAUUGAGGAAUUGACUAAUCAAUCAAGACUAUUGCAAGCUCAACUGUCUGAAGUACACAAGAGACUAAGCUAUUGGACUCAUCCAGAUAAGAUCAAUGACCUAGAGAAUCUUGGGGCUCUGGAAGAAUCUCUCAAGGAAUCAGUUAACCGAAUUCGAACACAUAAGGAAAUUUUCAGAAGGCAACAAUUGAUGAGUCUGGAAUGUGCUAGUCAGUUUCAGAAUGGGAUACAUUUACCCCUGGGAAUGGGAAAUGAGCAGCAACCACAACCAAUAUCAUGGCUUCCCAGUAAUGACAAUCAACAUAUAAUGUUGCCAGAGGACCCAAACCUACUUCCUCAGAGAGAUCUGGAAUGCUCAACAGAUCCCUCUCUUCCGAGCUACUCUGGUUAUUUUUGCACGGGCAAACAAACAGAUGUUGACAGUUCAGUGCAAGAAGGUGGUGCCAUGAAUGAGUUGAGCAGAAAUGCAUGCCUGAGGCUACAACUAGGUGGGCAAUACUCGUACCCACCUUACAGUCUCAAUUUGCUGAGUGAAAAGAAAUAUAAGCAUGACGCAGAGAUGAACAUACAAGGAGACCCAGUGGAUUAUCAAGUUAAUAAUGGCUUUGAACCUGCUAGGCCAGGUUAUGACCCCAAUCAGGGAAGUUGGGCUUCUACAUCUGGUUCUUGUCCUGAUGGCAUGUUCGAUGGCCAUUCUUAUCCACAGCCAAAUGGAGUUUAGAAGUCAUGUUCAUUUAUGACUUUGAGUUGUGUAGCCCAAGGACAUACUUCUCCACCAAAAUUGGGUAUAUGGAACCCAAAGACCAAGCGGUUGUUGAUGUUGAAAAAGGCUCUCAAUCAUCAGAGACAGCAUAUGAAAUUAUGGGCAGCUAGUGCAACUAUUGUACGUGUACAUUUAUCUAGUGCAGCAGAGACCAAAAGGGUGCCAAUUUGGUCUUUUUGAGCCACCAAAUCUGGAAUAUUGUAUAGUAACUCAUAUAUAACAGAAUUUUCAAUCAAUUUUUGUCAUCAUUUUCUUUACAAUUUUACUUAUAACAGAGGAGGUAGAGGUUGUUCCCUCCUUCAUUCUUUCUCAUUAACAUGAGCUGUAAAUUGGAUUCAUAGUAAUAACAGUGACUCAGAUAAUUAAAUAUUUGCAUUCUUUUAGUUUUCUUGUAAA